CAAGGACCAGGUGGUCCAGUCGGACAAGUACCUACUUCCCAGCAGACUUCUGGGGGACCAAUGGGUCCCGGUCAAAUGGGUCCGAAUGGACCACAAACUUCAACGCACAUGAUGCAAACUGGCCCCGCUCAAAUGGGUUCCAACGGACCUGGACAGAUGGGUCCGGGAGGACCCGGACAAAUGGGUCCAACCCAUAUGGUGCAGGGUGGAGGUCCUCCUGGCGGACCUCACAUGGGACAAGGUGGGCCGGGACAAAUGGGCCCGGGUAGCGGACCAGGUCCUCAGAUGGGCGGCGGUGGUCCCCAAAGCUCGCAGAUGGUGCCCGGAGGACCUGGACAUAUGGGUGGACCUCCGAGUCAUAUGAAUGCGAGCGGGCCGCCGGGGCCGGGCCAUAUAAGUUCCGGUGGUCCGCCCGGACCUGGACACAUGGGUGGCGCGGGACCGACGGGUCACAUGACAGCCAGCGGACCCCCAGGAGCUGGACACAUGAACGCGAGCGGUCCCCCUGGACCGGGACACAUGAAUACCAGCGGUCCGCCUGGACCGGGUGGUCAUAUGAAUCCCGGUCAGCCUAUUCCAAGUCACAUGAAUGCGAGUGGUCCACCGGGAUCCACACAUAUGAAUGCGAGCGGUCCGGGAAGUCACAUGGGUCCCGGUGGGCCGGGCCAAAUGCCUGCGAGCGGCCCUGCAGGACACAAUAUGGGCCCUGGAGGUCCGAAUCAAAUGGGCCCUGGCGGUCCGAAUCAGAUGAUGCCGAACAAUCAAGGACAGAUGGGACCCAGCGGGCCGAUGGGCCCCGUCGGACCGACAGGACAAAUGGGACCGAACGGACCCGGACAGAUGGGUCAUAACGGGCCGUCGCAAAUGGGCCCGAACGGACCCACACAGAUGGGUAUGGGCGGUCCACCCGGACAAAUGGGCAUGAAUACACCGGGCGGGCAAAUGGGCCCCGGCGGGCCGACCAAUCAAAUGGGACCGGGAGGGCAAGGCAACCAAAUGGGACCAGGCGGGCCGGUGAGUCAAAUGGGACCAGGUGCACCAGGCAGUCAAAUGGGACCUGGAGGCGGUCCGGGUGGUCAAUUAGGGCCGAAUGGCCUUGGCCAAAUGGGCCCGGGAAGUGGCCCCGGAAAUGUAUCGAUGACGACAAGCAGCGGACCUGCUGUUUCUAUGGGUCCUGGAAGUGGACCCAAUGGACCUACCGGAGUAGGCGGAGGGAUCGGACCAGGCGGACAAAUGUCCUCGAACAGCGGAGGGCAAAUGGGUUCAGGGGGUCCUGGAAGCGGUUCUGCGGGACAGAUGGGUCCGGGAAACGGCCCGGGAGGGCAAAUGAAUGUGGGCAGCGGACCUGGCGGCCAGAUGGCGCCUGGAGGCGGACCCGGGGGACAAAUGGGACCGGGAAGCGGACAGAUGGGGCACGGCGGUAGCGGACCCGGCGGUCAGAUGGGCCCGGGAAGCGGGCCCGGCGGACAGAUGGGGCCAGGUGGCAGUCCAGGCGGUCAAAUGGGACCGGGAGGACAAAUGCCGUCUGGUGGUCCCGGACAGAUGAUGCAGGGGGGUCCGGGUGCUCAGAUGGGUCCGAAUAUUCCCAACAAUCAGCUGGGACCCGGUGGACCGAAUACGCAAAUGGGGCCGUGCGGUCCGAAUCAGAUCACCCAUGUAAACGCAAGCGGGCAAAUGGGACCUAAUGGGCCGACCGGUCAGCCUCCCACCACUCAGAUAGGCCCUAUUAACCAAAAUCAGGGCCAAGUGCUCGGCAGCACGGCGCCCAUGGGCGCAGGUGCUCCGGUAAAUCAGAUGAGUCAAACUGGAAGUGGACAAAUUGGACCUGCCGGACCUACCGGUCCCGCAGGACCUCCCGGACCCGGACAAGAGAAUCUCAACGCGCUCCAGAAAGCAAUCGACUCUAUGGAAGAGAAAGGGUUGCAGGAAGAUCCGCGAUACUCUCAGCUGUUAGCUUUAAGAGCUCGUCAGGGCAGCGGCAUGGGCGAGAAGCAAGCCUUUAAUUCGCAGCAAUUGCAACAAUUGCGAGCUCAGAUAAUGGUGUAUAGAUUACUGGCAAGAAAUCAACCGGUGCCUCAACAAGUCGCAUUAGCUGCACAAGGUGGCGCGCCUCCUCCUCCUGGGAUGGGUCAACGCCCCAUAGAUCCGUCACAAGGCCCUACUCCGACAGCUGGGCCGCAAAUACCAGGUCCGAAUGUUAUUGGUCCCGCAGGUGCACCUAGGCCGGGUUGUCAGACACCGCAACAGCAACAGCAGCAACCUCAGCCUGGUGCUAAGACUAACAGAGUGACAAGUGUGGCAAAACCUGCCGGAUUGGAUCCAUUGCUAAUAUUACAAGAACGUGAAAACAGAAUGCUUGUUUACAGGGUUGCAGCUCGCAUAUCGCUUAGGAUGGAGCAGCUUAGCAAUCUACCAACAAACAUGCCGGAAGAUCUUCGUAUUCAAGCCCAGAUUGAGUUGCGCAUGCUUAGAGUACUGAACUUCCAGAGACAAUUGAGAUCUGAGAUUAUAGCAUGCACCCGGAAGGAUACUACCUUAGAGACCGCAGUGAAUGUGAAAGCUUAUAAACGUACAAAACGACAAGGAUUGCGCGAAGCCAGAGCUACCGAGAAACUAGAAAAGCAACAGAAAUUGGAAGCAGAACGUAAACGGAGACAGAAACAUCAAGAGUUUCUCAGUUCCGUAUUACAGCAUGGCAAAGACUUCAAGGAAUUUCAUCGCAAUAACGUUGCAAAGUUGGCUAGACUUAACAAAGCUGUGCUUAAUUAUCACGCGAAUGCCGAGCGAGAGCAGAAGAAGGAACAAGAGCGCAUUGAGAAAGAGCGUAUGCGCCGUCUUAUGGCGGAAGACGAAGAAGGAUACAGAAAACUGAUCGAUCAAAAGAAAGACAAACGUUUGGCAUUCUUGCUAUCUCAAACCGAUGAGUAUAUCAGCAAUCUCACGGAAAUGGUAAAGCAGCAUAAAAUAGAGCAAAAGAGGAAGCAAGUCGAAGAGCAAAAGCGUAAGAAGAAGAAGAAGAAGCUGCAAGAUGGCGAGAAUGGCGAAGACGGCGGGGCCAACGACGACGCUCGUGUUGGUGUAAUAGAAACAGCCACGGGUCGCACAUUAACCGGCGACGAGGCGCCACUGAUGAGCCAGUUGUCAGCAUUCUUAGAGGCUCAUCCCGGAUGGGAGCCCAUUGAAUCAGACAGUGAAGACGACGACGACGACGAUGACGAUGAUAAUGACAACGAGGAUAAAGCUGAGCAUAAGCAAAAACUUGAUUGUGAAGAGGAUAAAACGAAGAAAACGAUACACAAGGCGAAAGUUGAAGAUGACGAGUAUAAAACGGAAGAACAGACUUAUUAUAGCAUUGCUCAUACCGUUCAUGAAGUCGUUACUGAGCAAGCCAGUAUUAUGGUGAAUGGAAAACUGAAAGAAUACCAGAUUAAGGGUUUGGAGUGGCUAGUGUCAUUAUUCAACAACAAUUUGAAUGGCAUUCUGGCAGACGAAAUGGGUUUGGGUAAAACAAUUCAAACUAUUGCUCUGGUAACGUAUCUUAUGGAAAAAAAGAAAGUCAACGGUCCAUUCCUCAUUAUUGUUCCAUUAUCGACAUUGUCGAAUUGGGUCCUUGAAUUCGAGAAAUGGGCGCCGAGCGUUGUUGUGGUGUCGUACAAAGGUUCGCCGGCUGGCAGACGAGCGAUACAAUCACAGAUGCGAGCGACGAAAUUCAAUGUUCUGCUGACGACCUACGAAUACGUCAUAAAAGACAAGGGCGUGCUAGCGAAAUUGCAAUGGAAAUACAUGAUCAUUGACGAAGGUCACAGAAUGAAGAAUCAUCAUUGUAAACUCACGCAAGUGCUGAAUACACACUAUCUGGCUCCUCAUCGACUAUUAUUAACCGGUACGCCGUUGCAAAACAAAUUGCCAGAACUGUGGGCUCUGCUGAACUUCUUGCUGCCUUCGAUCUUCAAAUCCUGCAGCACCUUCGAGCAAUGGUUCAACGCUCCUUUCGCGACCACUGGCGAAAAAGUGGAACUCAACGAGGAAGAAACUAUUUUGAUUAUUCGCCGUUUGCACAAAGUCUUGCGGCCCUUCUUGCUGCGGCGUCUGAAGAAAGAAGUGGAAUCACAAUUACCCGACAAAGUGGAAUACAUUAUCAAAUGCGAUAUGUCCGGCCUGCAGAAGGUUCUUUAUAAGCAUAUGCAGAGUAAAGGCGUGCUACUAACUGAUGGAUCAGAAAAGGGAAAGCAAGGCAAGGGUGGCGCCAAAGCUCUUAUGAAUACGAUCGUACAGUUGAGAAAGUUAUGCAAUCAUCCGUUCAUGUUCCAAGCUAUAGAAGAAAAAUACUGCGAACACGUAGGCACACAAGGGUCUGGUGUUAUCACUGGUCCCGAUCUAUUUCGCGCGUCUGGCAAGUUCGAGCUUCUCGAUCGCAUUCUUCCCAAAUUGAAGGCUACUAAUCACAGAGUAUUACUAUUUUGUCAAAUGACCCAGUUAAUGACAAUUAUGGAAGAUUACCUGAGUUGGCGAGGAUUUAUGUACUUGCGAUUGGACGGUACAACGAAAGCGGAGGACAGAGGAGAUCUGUUAAAGAAAUUCAACGAUCCCGGCUCGGAAUAUUUCCUCUUCUUGCUGUCCACGCGUGCUGGCGGUCUUGGUUUGAAUCUCCAAGCCGCCGAUACAGUUAUCAUCUUUGACUCCGAUUGGAAUCCUCAUCAAGAUCUGCAAGCUCAAGACAGAGCGCACAGAAUUGGACAGAAGAACGAAGUGCGUGUACUUCGAUUAAUGACCGUUAACUCGGUUGAAGAGCGAAUAUUAGCAGCAGCUAGAUAUAAGUUAAAUAUGGACGAAAAAGUUAUUCAGGCUGGUAUGUUCGAUCAGAAGUCUACUGGAUCUGAGCGACAGCAGUUCCUUCAGAGUAUCUUGCAUCAAGACGAUGCCGAUGACGAAGAAGAAAACGAAGUGCCCGAUGAUGAGACUGUGAAUCAAAUGAUCGCCAGAACGGAAGGCGAAUUCGAAACAUUCCAGAAAUUGGAUUUAGAGCGGCGGAGAGAGGAGGCUAAAUUGGGUCCAAAUCGCAAAUCGCGAUUACUAGAGGAAGCUGAAUUGCCUGACUGGUUGGUCAAAGAUGACGACGAGGUGGAAAGAUGGACUUACGAGGAAGAUGAAGAUAGAUUCCUUGGAAGAGGUUCAAGACAACGCAAGGAAGUUGAUUACACGGACAGCUUAACCGAGAAAGAGUGGUUGAAGGCGAUUGACGAUGAUGGCGCUGAGUACGAAGAAGAGGAGGAAGACGAUAAGAAGAAAAAGACGCGAAAGCGGAAGAAGAAGGGCGAGGAGGACGAUGAGCCUAUGCCGAAGAAACGAAGGGGUGCCGGAGCUUUGGUCGAUCCUAAACUCAAACGGGCUAUGAAAAAAUUAAUCAUGUUAGUUGUUAAUUACACCGAUAAUAGCGAUGGACGAUUAUUAAGUGAACCUUUCAUGAAAUUACCUUCUCGAAGAGAAUUGCCAGAUUAUUAUGAAAUUAUUAAGAAACCUUUGACUAUUAAUAAGCUGCUGCAGAAAAUCGAGGAAGGCAAAUAUGCCGAUUUAGAUGAGCUUGAGAAGGAUUUUAUGCAGCUUUGCAAGAAUGCUCAAAUUUAUAACGAAGAAGCAUCUCUUAUUCACGAAGACUCGAUAGUGUUACAAUCCGUUUUUACAAAUGCACGUCAGCGCCUUGAAGAGGAAGGUAACAAUUCCGACGGAGACGAUAAAGAUGGCGAAGACGGUUCAGAUGCGGAUUCUAGUGUAAGAAUGAAAAUUAAACUGAAAGGGAGAAAAGGCGAAGGAAGGGGUGGCCGUCGAAAGAGGGUUACCAAAAAAUAUAUAUCCGAUGAUGAUGAUGAUGUUGAUGACAAUUAAAAAAAAUAUAUAUGACAUUGCUAGUAUAAUUAUAUUAUUAGAAUAUAUUUUGUAAAAAAAGAAAGAAUCACUUGUACAAUUUUUAUAUCUUUCUAACUCGGAAAUCUUUGUAACUCGGCAAUUGAGCGAACUAUAAUCAAUAUAAUAAUUUAUUUUGGAAGCAUGGAUGUUGAAAUAUAUGCACAGGCAUAAAUUAUAAAAUAAGAUGUUAUUAAAUUUAGGUAUAUUGAUGUAUUAUAAUAAAAUUCAAUGUUUAUUUUUCAGAAUCAAAAAUUCUCUAAUUUAUUAUCGAAUUGAAAUAAAGUAAUGAGUUUAUUAUUAUUAUUAUAAACUGCAAAAAGUUAAAAAAAUUAUUGUGAAUUAUGCAAUUAUAAUUACACUGAUAUUUGCGACAAAUAUCACGAGACAGUCACAACUCAUCACAACUCUGAUUAGCAACAGCUAAUCAAUAAUCUUUAAAUAUCAAAAAGUGAUCUUUUCUCUAAUAUAAUAUAUAUUCUAAUAAUAUAUUUAAACUUCACACAACAGAAUUUCAACUUCCUGAUUUUUUACGCUAUAGAUUAAGAUAAGUCAUUAUGAAAAAUGUAAUAAAUUUAUUAUAAUUUCUUCACAUUUUUUAGUAGUAACAGAGAAAAUAAUUGUGCAAAUGUGUAAUGAUAAUUGAAAAUUAUUUAUAAAUUAAUUACAGUGUACUGUAUCAGUUGCGUUGAAUAUAAGUAGUUAAUACAUGUAUAAUAAACUUAUGAAAAAAACAG
This is a messenger RNA of Linepithema humile (Argentine ant), 6638 nucleotides long. NCBI's taxonomy places the organism in Eukaryota, Metazoa, Arthropoda, Insecta, Hymenoptera, Formicidae. The record is from RefSeq and is a predicted model, not a curated record.